AUGCUCAGGCUGCGCCUGCUGACGUGGGACGUGAAGGACACGCUGCUGCGGCUGCGGCAGCCCGUGGGCCAGAGCUACGCGGCCGAGGCGCGGGCCCAGGGGCUGCAGGUGCAGCCCGAGGCUCUGGGGCGCUCCUUCCGGGAGGUGUACGGAGCCCAGAGCCGGCGCUUCCCCAACUACGGCCGCGGCCAGGGGCUCAGCUCCCGGCAGUGGUGGCUGGACGUUGUCAAACAGAGCUUCAGGCUCUCGGGCGUGCAGGACGAGGCAGCCCUGACGAAGCUGGCGGAGAAGCUCUACCGCGACUACUGCAGCUCCAGCACCUGGGAGGUGCUGCCGGGAGCCGCCGAGACCCUGAGCCGGUGCCGCCAGCUCGGCUUCCGCAUGGGAGUCGUCUCCAACUUCGACAGCCGGCUGGAAGCCAUCCUCUCGCAGUGCAACCUGCGGCACCACUUCGAGUUCGUGCUCACCUCCGAGGCCGCGGGCUUCGCCAAGCCGGACGGCAGGAUCUUCGAGCAGGCGCUGCGGCUCGGCGGGGCCCGGCCCGAGCAGGCGGCCCACAUCGGGGAUGACUACAGCCGGGAUUACCGGGCGGCCCGGGCCGCGGGCAUGCACAGCUUCCUGCUGCGGGCGGCCGGGCAGCGCGAGGGGCCGGAGGUGCCCCCCGAGCACGUCCUGCCCACGCUCAGCCACCUCCUGGCUCGCAUCGAGAAGGAGUAGCUGCGGUUCGGAGGGGUCUGGUGCUGCUGCCGAGUGCUGAACUGUCCUGGCAUGAGAUUUCUUGCUGCCAGGUGGGCAGGGAAGAGCAGCAAGUCUGAGCUGCCUAUGGAGCAGGAGGAGUGUUCAUGCAAUAAAACAUUUCUGAUGCCCA
Molecule: messenger RNA, 868 nt
Organism: Passer domesticus (house sparrow)
Lineage: Eukaryota; Metazoa; Chordata; Aves; Passeriformes; Passeridae
Gene: HDHD3
Product: haloacid dehalogenase like hydrolase domain containing 3
Exons: 1
Coding region: 1-717 (238 amino acids)
Cellular component (GO): nucleus
Source: RefSeq, a predicted model, not a curated record